CUCUUCCGGGUGUUUUCCUUCAGCUGGACGGCGGACGGUGACAGUGAACUACCGCAGCUUUCUCUACGUGUUUAAGCCUUAAUUUUUGCCAAAAUGAACCGUAUAUUUGGCAGCGGGAAACCCAAAGCGCCACCGCCGAACCUCACUGACUGCAUAGGAACCGUUGAUUCUCGGACAGAGUCUGUUGACAAGAAGAUCGCCAGACUAGAUGCUGAACUUGUGAAAUACAAGGAUCAGAUGAAAAAGAUGAGAGAUGGGCCCUCAAAGAACAUGGUCAAGCAAAAGGCGAUGAGAGUUCUGAAGCAGAAGAGAAUGUAUGAGGGCCAGAGAGAUAACCUCAUGCAGCAGUCGUUCAACAUGGAACAAGCAAACUACACAAUCCAGACCCUUAAAGACACUAAAACCACAGUUGAUGCCAUGAAGACCGGCCUUAAAGAAAUGAAGAAAGCAUACAAGAAUGUGAAAAUUGAUAAGAUUGAGGAUAUUCAAGAUCAACUGGAGGAUAUGAUGGAGGACGCCAAUGAAAUCCAGGAGGCGAUGGGCAGAAGCUAUGGCACGCCUGACAUCGAUGAGGAGGACUUGGAAGCAGAGUUGGACGCUUUGGGAGACGAGCUCCUAAUGGACGACGACAGCUCCUACCUGGAUGAAGCUUCUACAGCUCCUUCCAUCCCACAGGGCCUGCCCGGAGAAAAGUCAACCAGCAGGGAUGGUGUUCUGGUGGACGAGUUUGGCCUUCCUCAGAUUCCUGCUACAUGAAGGAGCAACACUCGUGCUAGUUUUACAUGUUUUGUAGAAUUUUUUGUAUUUAUCUAACUGACACUCCCAGCCUUUGAGUGCAGCAUUGAAAUUCUAAGCUUCUUCUAUCCAAUGAAUGAUGGAAACUUUAGCUUAAAAGCAGGCAUCUUUAAUUAAAGCUGAUUAUUAUUCUAUGAAUGAGCUCAUGUCAUAUGUAUCUGAGGUGACUAUUGGAAUUGGGAUUCUCUUAACUUGUACAGUUUCUGCAGCAUUGAGUUGCCAAGAACAAAAUAAAUUAUAUUUUUCCAAUGA
Molecule: messenger RNA, 1047 nt
Organism: Micropterus salmoides (largemouth bass)
Lineage: Eukaryota; Metazoa; Chordata; Actinopteri; Centrarchiformes; Centrarchidae
Gene: chmp5b
Product: charged multivesicular body protein 5b
Exons: 8
Coding region: 94-756 (220 amino acids)
Biological process (GO): late endosome to vacuole transport via multivesicular body sorting pathway; vesicle budding from membrane
Cellular component (GO): multivesicular body
Source: RefSeq, a predicted model, not a curated record